Messenger RNA from Oncorhynchus masou masou (cherry salmon), 4611 nucleotides. Its product is annotated as zinc finger protein 667-like. The record is from RefSeq and is a predicted model, not a curated record. Gene Ontology annotation, cellular component: nucleus. NCBI's taxonomy places the organism in Eukaryota, Metazoa, Chordata, Actinopteri, Salmoniformes, Salmonidae. The transcript has 3 exons. Gene Ontology annotation, molecular function: DNA-binding transcription activator activity, RNA polymerase II-specific; RNA polymerase II cis-regulatory region sequence-specific DNA binding. Bases 509 to 3226 code for a protein of 905 amino acids. Gene Ontology annotation, biological process: regulation of transcription by RNA polymerase II.
UGUUACGUCAUCCUCACGUUUGAGAAUUAGCUUGUACGUUAGUGAGCGAUGUUGCUACACACCUGUGUAGUUUAGAGUACAUAAUUGGAAUAACUUGUCUCAUAUCUUGUUAUGGGUGUAUUCUUGACGCUAUUCUGUUGCAAAACGUUUCGUAAACGGAAGCAAACGAAACGGGUGGGACUUACCUGCAUUUGUCCAAUUUGCAAUUGUUUGGACUAGUGAUGACACCAUAGUUUGUCUGAAUAAAAACAUUUGAUGAUAACUUGUGAAGUAGCAAUCUGCGUUGCCCAGCUAACGGUAACGUUAGUACCAGCAGAUAGGAAUAGGCGACAGUUCCAAGUAGCUAGUAACGUUAGUAACGUUAGUGGUUAGCUGUACAAAAUAAUGGAAGUUAGCAACCCGCUUGAUCAAUAUUAGCAACGUUUUGCAGAAACUGACAUUAGUACUAAUAUUUUGCCUUUGAGAGUUGAACUAUCACAGUAAUACCGAAGAUACUGGGAGCCAGUAUAUGGUUGCUAUGGAGAUGGCUGCUGAAGACAUAAUGAUUCAGGAGACCGUGGGGGCAGAGGUGGAGCUACUGGAGGAUAUGAACAAAGCCCACAAGCAGAGUCCACCAGAGAUCCCCAGGUUUUCUGUGCCACGUCCGUUCUCUAUGCCAGAGGACUCGAGCGACGAUGACUGUGACCUGUCAGGGAACAGCAUCUCUACUUACGGCAUGCAUUCCAUGGAGCUGGGGGGAAAGUGCUGGGAAUGUGGCGUGCAAUUCAAGUCUGGCCAGGAGUUGAUCGAACACUUUGAGAGCCACAGGUCCAAGGUCUCAACGUCCUGCAACAUAUGUCAGGUGACUUUCAGUCGCACAGUAUCACUGGCUAUGCACCUAGUCAACGCACACCCAAACUCAGUCCUCCAUUGCAGUAACUGCCAGCUGCAUUUCAGCAACUUGUGGGAUCUCAACAAGCACAUUGGAAUACACUUGUUCACCGAGUUGUUAAAUACACCCCUUGAGGACAUCUCAAAUAAGGACUUGAAUAGCAGUGAAGAGACUUUAAAGGGACAGUAUACUCUACCUUCAGCCUUGGCUGUCAAACAUGAGGACAACUCAAAUGAUGGCUUGAAUGGCAGUGAGGAAACUUUAAAGGGACAUUAUACUGUACCUUCAGUGGUGGCUCUUGACCAUGAGGACACCUCAAAUGAUGGCUUAAAUUGCAGUGAGGAGGCUUUAAAUGCACAGUGUACUCUACCUUCAGCAGUGACCCUAGACCAUACGUAUAGCAUGGAAAGCAAUGGGAGAAUGACAAAGACCAGACAUAGGCUGGAGGAGGAGGAAGAUGUCAAACCAGACCCUUCCACUCUGACCCUAGGCUCCUCCAUUCUGACUCCCUCACUGAGGAUCCAUGUCAAACUGGAGAGAGGGGUUGAGGUUGAUGGCGCCCCCCUCCAGUCGGAUGAGGGUAUCAGCGAUGGAGAGGGGAGUGAACAUAGCGAAGACACUGAGAGUGCAGGAGGAACAGACAACGACAGGUUAACAGAGAGCAGCGGAGAAACUGAUAUCGAUGAGGAGGACAUCAUGCUGAGUGAAGAAGAGCAGGAGGAAGUUAAAAGCAAACGGGAGGAUAGGAACAAUGACAUCCAGAGUGAAAAAGAGGACGAGGAUGUUGAGAUGCUUAUUGACCAAGAGGGUGAGCCCUCCUCGUCUGAGCGGGAGUCAGAAUUUGACCCAGAAGAGUUAUCAGAUUCUGACUCGAGGUCCAGUAGCACUGGGGAAUCCAGUGGGUCUUCUUACACUCCUGUACGCACACGGAACGCCAAGACCCGGCCAUCCCGGACUACGCAGCCCAAGACCAAGUUGUCCCAUGUCAAGCCUUAUUAUUGCAUCUAUUGCACCAAAGGACCGUAUCAUAAUAUGGACUUUCAUGUGAAGACCUGCAAUAUGAAGGACUUUCAAUGCUCUUUAUGCCAAGCCGUCUUCCCUACCGAGAUGGCCAUGUUGGACCAUCAGAUUCGGACUCACUCUGAAGCCAUAUCGGGCCAAAUGUACACCUGUGAGUUCUGCCGUCAGGUCUUCCCCGAUCUGGCCAUCUACAAAAACCACAACUGUCCCAAAAAAAACACAUCCCCCCCAUAUGUCCCUGAUCCCACUACGUGUAUCCAUUGUGGAACAGGGCCAUUCACUAAUAUGGACGUCCAUUUAAGAGGCUGCAGUUGGAAAGGUCUUACAUGCACUGAGUGCAGGGUACUCUUCCAUAAUAGGAAGGCCCUGCAGAACCAUAACGUUUCAGUUCACGGACAGCUUUCCACUAUGUGUGCUGUUUGCAGCAGAGGGCCAUUCACUGAUAUGGACUUCCAUUUGAGGAGCUGCUCUAGGGAUUGGUCCUUCCAAUGCUCUGAGUGCGAAGUCCAAUUUCCUUCUGAGAAAUCCCUGGUGGACCAUAAUCUUCAAUAUCACAGUGCCACAUCAAAGACCUCUGACCAAGGUGUCUGUGUUUAUUGCGGCAGGGGACCAUUCACUAGUCUGGACAUCCACAUGAGGACCUGCUCUAAGCAGAAGGGCUUAAAAUGCUCUGUGUGCAAAGUUUUUUUUCCUACUGAAUCGGUCCUGGCUGAUCAUAUGGUUUGCUAUCAUAGCACCCCAUACCAUGUCCAUAGCACCCCAUACCAAGUCCAGAGCAUCCCAUACCAAGUCCAGAGCACAGACUCAGAGACCCCUGAAGGUACCUGUCUCUAUUGUGGCAGAGGUCCAUUCACUAAUCUGGAUAUCCACUUGAGGACCUGCUCUGGGAAGAAGGGCUUCAAAUGCUUUGUUUGCAACGUUUUCUUUCCUACAGAGACAGCCCUGGCCGACCAUAAGGUUCUCUUUCACAGUAUCCCAUCAGAGACCCCUGACAAAGGUACCUGUGACCAUUGUGGCAAGGGACCAUUCACUAAUCUGGGCAAGCACAUGAAGACCUGCUCUAAGAGGAAGUGCAUCCAAUGUUCUGUGUGCAAGUUUUUCUUUCCUAGUGAUGUUCUGGCCAACCAUAUGAUUUCCUAUCACAGUACCAAAUCCCGAGUUCAGAGCCCAGUCACAGAGACGCCUGACAAAGGUGCCUGUGUCCAUUGCGGCAGAGGGCCCUUCACUAGUCUGGAACAUCACAUGAAGUACUGCAAUAAGCAGAAGGGCAUCCAAUGUGUUAUGUGUAAAGCUUACUUUCUUACUGAGGGCAGUCUGGUGGACCAUAUUUUUUAGCUCACGCUGACAAGCUGGUCACCCAAGCUGGUGGGUCCUCCGCUACGACUUUCUCCUUCGUACCCAUGGCUAUCUCUACCACCUCAGGCCGGCAGAGCCCCAGUAGCUCCACCCUGAUGUGUUGCAGUAGUGGAAAUAAGGAGCUGAAACGACUGGCCCCAGUCCCAGUGUCUGAUCAGGGCCCCAAUGCAGUUGGCCAGCUAACACCUGCUGGACAGUCUGUUUCUCUGCCUAGAGUAAUGCUGUCUACCACCUCCUCUUCCCAGCCAGCUGUUCCUGUGGUGGCCACCUUGCUCUUUGACAACACUGGUGGUGGUCCAGCGAAAAUGGCCAGGCUGGUCCCAGUGGCCCCACAGACCAACCCUCCCAAACCUCAGGUCACGGCACCCACGCAGACUAACACAGCAAAGCCCCUUGGGCAGUUCUCUAACCUUCUGCAACAGACUGUCCAUCAGGCAAAAUCUGUCCAACAGCAGACACCCAGGCCCAUUGCCCUAGCCAUGGACCCUAUCAGAUCCCCCACCACCCCAUCCCCUAGACCUGCCUCAGCCUCUGCCCCGGGGAAAAUCACCAUGAUCCACCUCUCACCUGUCCAUACCCCCCCUCUAGCGCAGUCUUCCCCCCUUACCCUUGCCUUUGCCCCAGCCCCUCUAAGCAUCAUGUGUAUGUUUGUGAAUAGAAGUAAGGAGCUGGCCCUGGAGAAACGCAUGAAGAUGAGCUGGCGUUCCAAGUGUACCUACACCUGCCGCCAGUGCGGCGCCGUCUCGCAGCAGCCCUCGCUCAGUGUGAAGCACCGCUACCUCCACCGGGGCUCCCGGCGGUACCGCUGCCACUGUGGUAGGUCGUUCCUGCGACGGUUGCACCUCCUGCGCCACUACCUCCAGCACGCCCAGGCCACCCGCUACAUAUGCACUGCCUGCGGGGAGACCUUUGACGGGGCAAAGUGCCUCGCACAGCACAUGGUUGGAGCUUCCAACACGACUCGAUGUCCAGGUGACAGCAUAACUUUGAAGCUGAGGAAAGAGUGCCGGAUGCCCUUCUCCUGUCACUGUGGGCAGGUGUUUUGUAGGCCUGCUGCUUUUCUCUGGCACAAACUGAAAAACACCCAAAGGACUUAACACUGAAAUGGGCCCACAGCAGGGCCCUAUUCAAAGCAGUGGUUUUUCCAUGGCUCACACAGACAGGCAAGCCUAUCAUUUACUAUGCUUAGGGAUAGAAGAGGACAAUGCAGUUUGUGGACUUGUUUGACUUUUUUCACUGUGAAUGAAAGAUGAUUCCUUAUGAAAUAAUCUAUGUAUGUAUUGGUUUAAAAUGUGUUUUCACUUCCACUAAAACAUUGUUUUUACCAAAAAUACAAUCAUAUUAAAAUUAUAUAUUUGACUUGA